Echinococcus granulosus is the source of this 714-nucleotide messenger RNA. RefSeq names its product Proteasome subunit beta type-1-A. Gene Ontology annotation, cellular component: proteasome core complex. The coding region runs from base 1 to 714 and encodes 237 amino acids. The record is from RefSeq and is a predicted model, not a curated record. NCBI's taxonomy places the organism in Eukaryota, Metazoa, Platyhelminthes, Cestoda, Cyclophyllidea, Taeniidae. The transcript is spliced from 6 exons.
AUGUUCUUUAUGGAGGCAAUUUUACAUUCGAUUGGUGGGGUCGUCGGUUCUGUGUGCUGGUUUGGUUGUUCGGACCUGGCAAUGGAAUUUAAUCCUUACACACUUAAUGGAGGUACUGCAUUGGGUAUAUCGGGCAAGGAUUUUGCUCUCGUUGCAUCAGAUACACGCCUGACAGAUGAAAACAUGGGUCUCCUUUUCUCUCGUGAUUCUCCACAUAUUUACGAAGUGAUAUGUCUCACGGGCUUCCAUGGCGACAUCAUCACAUUUAUUAAGUUGCUGGAGUCACAUAUCAAGGAAUACCUUUACCAACACAAAAGGGAGAUACCUCUCACGGCUCUCGCUAAUUUAGUGUCUGUUUGUUUGUACUCACGUCGUUUCUUCCCGUUUUAUGUCAGUGCUAUUUUGGCGGGUAUUGAUGAGGAUGGCAGAGGCGCCAUCUUCUCCUUUGACCCAGUUGGAUCUUAUGAGAGGGAAGUCUACCGCGCGUGCGGCACAGGUGGUGCUAUUUUGCAGCCAUUUAUGGACAGCCAGAUCGGUGGUCCGGAUCUCGUAGCCGAUUGUGUUGAAAUGGAAAAGGGUCCUGCGGUUCGUCUUGCUAGGGACGUAUUUAUUAGUGCUACUGAACGAGACAUUUAUUGUGGUGACUCUGUUGUCAUUGACGUAAUCACGGCUUCUGGAGUGAAUCGCGUAUGUUACCCGCUGCGGCGCGACUAA